This is a messenger RNA of Peronospora belbahrii, 927 nucleotides long. The record is from the annotation of a GenBank genome assembly. NCBI's taxonomy places the organism in Eukaryota, Oomycota, Peronosporomycetes, Peronosporales, Peronosporaceae.
AUGGGAGAUCGGAGUAUUCUAAUGGAUUUCUUACUCGCUAGUAUUGCUACUAGUGGUGCAUGUAUUGUGUCUAAUCCUAUGGAAGUUGUCAAGACACGUAUGCAAUUACAGGGUGAAUUAGCUCCGCAACUAUCUCCCCGCAUUUCUCAAUCGACCGUCUUGUAUCGUAAUUUUAUCCACGCUUUCUAUACCAUUGGACGUACUGAAGGAUUACGUGGAAUUCAACGAGGUCUUGGACCUGGUAUUGCCUAUCAAAUCUUUAUGAAUGGACCACGAUUAGGAUUAUAUCAACCAUUGCAGCAAUUUUAUGGUGCAACGGAUCCAACGGCCUUUUCGUUCCCAAUCCGUAAUCUUGCUGCAGCAGCAACGUCUGGUAUGAUUGGAGCAGCCAUUGGAAGUCCCUUUUACCUUGUCAAAGCACGUAUUCAAGCUGCUAGCUCAGUGGAAAAAGUCAAUGCUCAGUAUGCAUAUUAUGGCAUGAUGGAUGGAUUUCGACAAAUUAUCAAGGCUGAUGGAUUCAAAGGACUGUAUCGUGGUACAACGGCAUCAAUUCCACGUGUUGCGAUUGGUUCGGGUACACAAUUAGCGACAUAUACACAGGUAAAAACACUGGUGAUUGCAGCAGGAGUUGAAGAUGGGAUACAGGUUCACUUGGGCUCAAGUAUCUUGACGGGGUUGGUUGUAACGACGGCUAUGAAUCCAAUGGAUGUGGUCUCAACGCGAAUCUACAGCCAGAAAGUGGUGAACGGUAAGGGGAAGUUGUACUCGGGUGUGAUUGAUUGUGCUAUGAAGACCUUGAAGAGCGAGGGUAUUCAAGGCUUUUAUAAGGGCUGGGCGGCACACUACCUGCGUCUAGGUCCACAUACUGUCUUUACAUUCCUCUUCUGGGAGGAGGUCAAGAAAGUUGCUGCAGAGCUUGGAUUCUAA